AUGCCGACCAAGCCGGAUUUCUCAUAUGCCUGGCCGGUGGAAGUGCGGCCAGGCAUCGACCAUCCACCCACCCAUCCAGCACCCGUCGUCCACUCAUCCGAUCAUCCAAUCUCAAAAACCGCUGUUCAUCAAAUCUUCAACAAAAUGGAUUUGGUCGGAUCCGAUUAUCUCCAGGAGCCUCCUGAAACUCAAGAGUCAACUCUGGGACCGACACAACAAACCCCAUACAAGGGGUUAUUCUUUGAAGAGACUCCUGAAACUCGAUCUCAGGCCGUAGAUACUCCAGACCCGGACGAAGCAACUGCGAUUACUCAGACCGUUUACUGCUUUUACAUCAAUAACUACAACCCUCAAAUACCCAAGAAGCAACGUGCGGCCUCAAACUGCAAGAACAAAUGGAGCAAGAUUACGUCGAAUAAGUAUGCGCUACCGCACUUGAAGACCAAUCUGCUGACUCGAAAGUGGGAAGACCUUCAAGAACAGGUUCUGGACAUCAUUGGUCCAGACAAGAAGAAUCUCAGUGCCUACCUCCAGCAAGUCAAGGCAUGUUUAAUAUGGCAUUUAUACAUCUCCGGUAGCCACACCUUCCCCUUCAAGCGCAAAUAUUACUGUUCAUCGGAUGAACAACUGCAAGUUUUUGCUGACGAGGUCGCUUGUAAGCCUUUGCAGAAGGUUUUCAUACGAGUCAAAAUGGACAACCCGACAGCCCAGGAGAAAUUGGACUCUGCCAAGGAGAAGUCGGCCAAGCAGAAGGCCGAGAAGAUCCUUGCUAUUGCGGUUGGAUCUGAUACAGACCGCCUCCCACUGCAACGAGAGGAAGCUCGACAACAGCAGAAAAGUCAAUCCGAUGUGCUUGGUGACCCUGUUGCUCCAUUUGUGAUCCAGUUGCGUCAACAUCUGGAGAAGGAGUCGAAUUCACGGCCUUCUGAGGUCAUUUUUUGGCCCCACAAGGAGAUUCUUAAUCUCGCUAACCGCGCUGUCGACCUCAACACUCCCCCCAUUUGGUCUACUUGCAAAUGGGAGAAGCGACCCGGAAUCACCCAUUUGAAGCAUUGUGCCGCACCUUGUGAUUCCGGUCCCUCCAAGGCCAGCAGGCCAUCUGAACUAAGGUCUGGGAUGACCUCACUAGGCCCAAGCUGGUCUGGCAAGUCCCCAGGACUGCAGGACUGCAGGAAUUGGUGGCCUCAGGAUCGAGUUCGUCCAAUACUCCAGGCGCCCGAGAGCUUGUACCCUCCUUUGGAACCCAAAGAGUCCUCGAUUGUAAUGGAAAUGCCCGACGAUAUCGAAAUCGCAUCGGGCAAGUCAAGUGCUUCAAUAGAAUAUGUGAUUGAUAAUGAUUUCUCCGAAGAAACCAGCAGUUCAGGCAAUUAUGUAACAAAUUCGACAUCCUCGACACCUCACGAUCUGAACAUUCAUCAACAAAAAAUGGUCCAAGCCCAUCCAGUGACCCCAUUCGGGCGUUCAGCCGCAUGUCUGUUGAUCGAAUGGGACCAUCGCCUUCCCCAACUCGGAAGAUGUGAUCCCAUCAUUUGGGGCCCCUCCUCCCUGCUGGCAAGCAGUUGUCUUAAUGAUUUCCUUGUUCAUUGCAACAUCGAUAUCGAUGACGCCAUGUGCCAGACGUUAUUCAAAGGCCAUGACGUCAAGCAUUGGUCGUUCUUUCAAGGGAAGUCUGACGAGCAUCUCAUGUGA
Molecule: messenger RNA, 1689 nt
Organism: Puccinia graminis f. sp. tritici CRL 75-36-700-3
Lineage: Eukaryota; Fungi; Basidiomycota; Pucciniomycetes; Pucciniales; Pucciniaceae
Exons: 5
Coding region: 1-1689 (562 amino acids)
Source: RefSeq, a predicted model, not a curated record